CCUAGCGACCGCGGACGCGUUCCGGUCCACCCGGAAGUGUGCGUGGCCUUAAAGCAAUGGCGACACCCAGGGAAAAAUCCUCUCCCGCGUGCUGUUUUGGUCCUCCUCUUGUCGCGUUGUUGUUGUUUCCCGCCGUUUUCAUUCUUGUCUCGGGAUCCGAAAGCGACGACGCGUUUCGAGCCGGAACUUCCGGUUUGUCGGCGUCUGCGGCUGCAGCGCGAGACGUCCGCUACCUGCUGUAUGACGUGAACCCGCCCGAGGGCUUUAACCUGCGGCGGGAUGUGUACAUCCGCGUGGCGUCGCUGCUGAAGACUCUGAGGCGACAGGGCGACUGGGUGCUGGUUCUGCCCCCCUGGGGUCGCCUGUACCACUGGCAGAGUCCCGACAUGCACCAGGUGCGGAUCCCGUGGGCCGAGUUCUUCAGCAUCGACAGCCUGCAGGCCAACAUUCCUGUCAUCGAGUACGAAGAGUUCGUCGCAGAGUCAGGGGGGCCCUUUAUAGAUCAGGUGUUGGUGCUGCAGAACUAUGCAGAAGGCUGGAAAGAGGGAACGUGGGAGGAGAAGGUGGAUGAGCGUCCAUGCAUCGAUCGCCUCAUGUACAAUAAAGACAAUCAGGGAUACUACAGAGGCUGGUUCUGGGGUUACGAGGAGACUCGGGCUCUCAAUGUGACCUGUCUGUCUGCUCAGGGACACGCCUCCGUUCUGGCACCUUACCUACAGGAGAACGUCACAGCCACCUCAGUGAUGUUAGACAGAGCUGAAACCGUCCUCCAUGAUCAUUAUGCAGGAAAAGAUUACUGGAACACGCGACGCAGUAUGGUGUUCGCCAAACACUUGCGUGUUCUUGGAGACCAGUUUAGAGCAAAAUACCUCAAUUCCACUGAUGAGCAGGAUCACACACCCUACAAUGAGGAUUGGACACAAAUGAGGGCCAAGUUGGGUAGUGCUAAAGGAGGCCCAUACCUGGGCGUACACCUCCGGAGGAAGGACUUUAUCUGGGGUCAUCGGGAGGACGUACCGAGCCUGAAGGGAGCCGUGAAGAAAAUCCGCAGCCUCAUGAAGAAGCACAAGCUGGAGAAAGUGUUUAUAGCUACUGAUGCUGAUGAUGAAGAGGUGCUGAAGCUGAAGAAGCUGCUUUCGGAGAUGGUGAGGUACGAGCCGAGCCGAGAAGAGCUGGAGUUGCUGAAAGACGGAGGAGUCGCCAUUAUAGACCAGUGGAUCUGUGCACACGCCCGGUACUUCAUCGGGACCUCGGUUUCAACUUUCUCCUUCCGCAUCCAUGAGGAGAGAGAGAUCCUGGGCUUUGACCCUAAAACCACCUAUAACCGCUUCUGCGGCGAUGCGGAGAAAGACUGCGAACAGCCGACGCACUGGAAAAUAGUCUACUGAGCCGAUUUAAAAAAACAAACAAACGAACUCGGACUCCUCGUUAUUACAGGAACAGAAUUACACACAAGAGAAAGCACGACUGCCUCUACAGUGUCUGUGGCUCUCUAGCAUUCAGUGUUAAGCCAUAAAGUGUUUUAUGAUAUCCAGAACUAUUGGCAUCCUUCAUAAAAAUGAGCACAAAAUGACGCAAUGCCAGUUGUUCGUUGUCAGUUGAUCAGUUCUUUGAUUACACACACACAUAGGUACAUGUGUGUUACUUAUAGAUAAGGUCAAAGGUAUUUCAAAAUAUUGGCACCCCUAUGUGAAAAUCUCCACAUCGACCUUGUUAUUGUAAUGAUUUUUGUUGUGUAGCAUUUAAACAGUAGACAUUGUCCCAAUGCAGAUUUAUAUGUAAAUAUAGAAAUUCAAUAAAUAAAUUUUACAAUUAUAAAUUUAUCCCUUAUGAAUUAGAACAGUAGGGUUAAAAAAAAGACUGAUCCAUCCACGGGUGUUUACAAUAACGAGCAUCAAAGUGACCGACCAUUAAUUUUAUAUACACAACAGUAAUUUUACCAAGUGAGACUUCCUCAUAUCUAUGCAAAUUAAUAGCAAAACAGUAAAGAGACAGACCCAAAUGAUUUGGCUUAAAUAAUUCUCUGAUCAAUUUUACUCUACUCACAAAUUUAGUUCCUACCUGCAAUAAAUUCCUAUUUACUGUUCGGUACAAAAAUAAAUACCACCUAUCAUUAAUUUCUAUUCUAGUAUAAGAACAUUAGGAAGUAGAAUAAUUCUUGGACGGAUGUAGCAGAGAACAUUCAUGCAUGUUAUGAGUGUGUGUAGUUAGUACAGCUAGCUGGCUUUGCUUAUCUUAUCGGAGAAUAAAACUAGUUUAAAGCGUAAAUAUGUAGGAAGUAAACUCUGAUUCUUUCAUGCUUCAGUACAUGGCUGCUUCUGCCAGGAGGUUAUGACUUGACUAUAGAUUGAAAAAUUGCAACAGCCGUAAAAUUCUAAAUCAGCACAUACACCUUGUCAUUUAAUUUUUUUUUAAAGGUGUACUUUGUGA
This is a messenger RNA of Clarias gariepinus (North African catfish), 2430 nucleotides long. It is a transcript of the gene pofut2, whose product is annotated as protein O-fucosyltransferase 2. Gene Ontology annotation, molecular function: peptide-O-fucosyltransferase activity. NCBI's taxonomy places the organism in Eukaryota, Metazoa, Chordata, Actinopteri, Siluriformes, Clariidae. The transcript is spliced from 9 exons. Gene Ontology annotation, biological process: protein O-linked glycosylation via fucose. Bases 57 to 1388 code for a protein of 443 amino acids. The record is from RefSeq and is a predicted model, not a curated record.